GGGCUCGCUGCUGCCGCUGCUCUCGCGAGAGUUGGCGGCGCGGCUCUCGCUAUCUUUGUUCGCGGCGCUCGAGCGGGAGGAGGAGGAGCGGCAGGAGGCGGCGCGGCUCGGGCUGUGAGCGGCGGUGGCGGCGCUCACGGAGUAAAAAAAACCACCCGCCCGCACGGUGGUUUUUUUUACUCCGUGCGACAAUGCGAGCGGGGCGGCCGUGUGGCCCACGGGCAGGCGCGGGGCCGCUCUCACGGCGUUCUCACGCCGCCUAAACACCCCACCCCCAGCACCCCCCCCCCGUUGCGUGCCGGGCUACAGCUGCCGCUGCUGCUGCUGCUGCCGCCUCCCCGGGUGGAGGUGGCUGCUCGACCGCUGCGUGUGGCUGGCGGAGCGGCUGCGUGGGUGUUGGGGCGGGCGGGUUGUUGUUGUUGCCUGCUUGUAUCGUCGUCUGACCGGGUAAGGUGCCCGCUUACGCGCGCGGGUAGGUGGGUCGCUGGCUUGACGACAGCGGCGGCGGCGGCGCGCGCGAUUGCCCAACGGCGUUGUCAGUGCCUGCCGAGUGUGCGUGGGCUGCUCGUGUGGCUGUGUGAAGCUGACGAUGCGACCGGGCGUCCUUCGGAAUCGACGACGGUAGCAAGGUUUCGUCGCGCGCAAGAGGAGCGGCAUCGGCAGCAGUGGCCCCCGGCCCCGCCGGGGGGGGGGCCUCCCCGCCGUGGCCUCGCACCGUGGCCGCGCCGUGCCGGCCUCCACGGCCGGGGAGCCGCCCCGCAGGGCCCCGGGUUGCCCCAUGGCCGCCUCCCGGGCCGUGCUGCAAUCGGUGCAGAGACUCGUGGCUCUGGAGCAGCGAGCCCGGCGGCUCGCCCAGCGCCUGCGCCUCGCCCAGGCGGAGGCGACCGAGAGCCACGCGCGGCAGCAGCUGCGCGACCUCCUGGCCGAGCAGCAGCAGCCGCCGCUGCCUCCAUCUCCAUCACCGCCUCCUCCUCCUGUACAAUCGCAGCAGCAGCAGCGGCAGCGGCCGCCCCGUGCCGUCGACGCGGCCGGGAGGCCCCCGCGGGGUGUCGUCGAGGAGCUGGGCCGUGUGCCCAGGAGCCUGGCGGCCGCGCUGAGGCACGUCGAGAGAGCUCUGGACUCUGACGCCACGGAGAGCAGCUCGGGUGGCGACACGGAUACUGAGGAGGUGGACGACGACCACGUUAGAGACGCCUACUGCGGCGGCGGCGGCGGCGACGACGCCGACCACCACCACCAGGGUAGCCGCAGCGGCGGCGGCGGCGCCUGGGUUGGCGAUCCCGGCGCGGGGGCGUGGAUGGGCCGGGUCCAUCACCACCAACACCACCACCACGAUCAACAACAACAGCAGCAGCAGCAGCACCUCGAGCAUCCUCGCUCGGCCUUGCGGCGGAGCACCGCGUGGCUGUGGGCGCGGGAGCGCGCGAUGGUGGCGAGCCGUUGGACGUGGCUCACGGCGCAGGUGUCCGACCUGGAGUACCGCAUCCGGCAGCACAACGAGCUCUACCGCCAGAUCCGCAUCGGCAAGGGUCCCGUGGUCCUCGGAGACCUCCAAGCCCCCGAGGACGUGACGAGACCACACCGGAGGCUGCCCGGUACCGGCGCCGGCGCCGCCGCUUUGCCGCUCGCCGGUGAAAUGGGGGGCGGUCGCGUGGAGAUGUCCGCCUGCAGCCCCGCUCUGCUGCUUAGCAACCUCCACAAGCAGAGCUCACGCCUUAAGCAAAGUCUAGGCGGCAUGGUCUGUCCUCUCAGCCGAGCCUCGUCUCCACAGCCCAAACCUUCUCCACCGCAGCUCAACGGUGUUCUGGCCAGCUCGUCGAGCUGCACGCGAGGAGGAGAUGCGCCGCCGGACGGCUCCGACGCCGCCAAGCGCCGCCCCGCCGUGGUUUCUCGUGGGGCCCCCGCGCCGCCGUCCCCGCCCGGCAGCUCGUCGUGCGUGGCGGCACGGACGCGGCCCCUGCGGGAGCUGCGCCGUCGGCGAGUGCUGCGAGCCAGCGACGCUUACUUCCUGAGCCGCAAGGCGCAGCGGCCGGUGACUGUGAGGUGCAGCUGUGAGCAGCCACUCAGCUGCAUGGUGUGCGUGUCACCGUACACCACGCAGCAGCAGCAGCAGCAGCAGCAGCCCAUGAACCUGGACACCAUGACCCUGCCUGAGAGGGCAGCAGUGCUCAGCCCAUCCACCCAUCCCGUGCUCUCUCUCCCAAACGAUAUCCCUCUACACCUGCACUUCCAGAGUCUGAUGAAGCGCGCCGAGUGGCACGAGCGGAUGAAUCCCAAACCCAAAGUGCCAGCCAGCAGCAGCAGCAGCAGCAACAACAGCAGCAGCAACAACAACAACAGCAGCAGCAGCAGCAGCAACAACAACAACAAGAGGCCAACAGGCGUCCCACGACCGUGGACAGCCUCGCCAGGCAGCCCUGCCGAGCGCAAGCAGCGCCACAAACCUGACGCCUCCCUGCUGACCACCAAGUGCGACUGGAGUAAGGCAUGCGUGGAUCCGUCGCUGUGGCAGUACCUGGACAGUGUGGAGCGAGGGCUUUCACCGCUGGACUCCUUGGAUACAGAUGGGGAGGACGGUGGCCACUUCAAGAAAAGGAGGCGCUCUGGGCACAGCCCCCUCGCAGCGGGCAGCAAGAGGCAGCGUGGCGGGGUGCGGAGUCGGAGCCUCACCCUGGGGGAGUCCCCCGAGGGCACGGCGGCGGUGGUGACGGUGCCGCCGCUGCGCCAGGCCUACACGCCCGUGCCGGCCGACGCGUCGCCCGCGCCACCCACGCUGCCCUUGGCCAGCGCGUACGCCCACACGUCCGCUGCUACGCCCACGUCCACGCAGGCUUCUGCUCGGCGACGGAGGGUGGAGAACUCCUUCGAUAUCAACAACAUCGUCAUUCCGCUGUCCAUGGCUGCGUUUGCCCACGUGGAGAAGAUCCAGUACAAGGAGAUUCUCACUCCUGGGUGGCGUGAGCUGGGAUUUGAGAAUGAGGGGCCAGACAUUGAGGAGGAAGCUGAAGAGGUGGAGGACGUUUCGGACGAGUCGUUUGCCGAUCGCCACGCCCGGUUUGAGCAGAUGGAGAAGACGCGAUGGUGCUUCUGGUCGCCCGCCAUUCACCGCCGCACUCGAUCUUUCAACAAGAGCACGUCGGAGGGGCGCUGCACGCCCCAGCCCCCGUCACCCGAUGUGUCCGUGUCGGGAGGCGGCAGCAACCACCACGCUGGGCUCAACGCAGAGCAGCACCGCUCCGCCGAUCGGAGCCUCCGCGAUUCCUUCUACGAGUCCACGCGCUCCUCCACGCCAGAUAUGUGCUCCGAAGAAGUCUUCUUGGUGGUGCAGCCUUGGGAGAAGAGAGCCUUCCCGUUGCGCGAACAAGAAGAGAUCGCCCUGGCAGACGGCGAUUGCAACCACAGCGACGAGCGGCGCUCUGCCUCGCCCACACAGCAGUUCCAUCGCCAUCCGCCGCCGCCGUCCACCGGCAACUCCGAGGAGCCCUCCGCCGCAGCGCCGCCUCCGUACGUCGCAGAGCGGGACGGCGCCGCGCCACCGCCCAGGGAGGAGCGGAGGCCGGCGAAGCGCAGCUUGCGCUCCGCCUCCGCGCGGCAACCGUCGGGGGGAGGGGGCCACGAGAGAGCGUUGGCGCCGCACGACGGCAAAACCGCGGAGCCGCGGAGUCGCAGCGCGGCGGGCUCCGUGGGCCCGACGAGCGGCGACGAUAAUAAUAAUAAUAAUUACCACACGCCAAGCGGCCGCACGAGAGCGGGCGAUGGAAAGUCGCGGAACUCCAUUGUGCUGAGGGCGGGGAGACGAACAAACUCGCACUGACGCCGGCUCCGCUUGUGCUUGCGCCUCUCUGUUGGGUUGUAACCGGCCAGCAUGAGCAGCACCUGUACACAGCAGGCCUGUGCAUGGCUCUCCUGUUCAAUGACAAUGAUAUCGACGAAUGCUGCUGUUUCUCUGGAAUGAUGGGGCUCUCACGUUUGUAAUGAAGCCGACGCGAUGCACAAUUUUAGGAUUGUUUCCAUGUAUGAAAAGAAAAAUGUACAUUUGAAAAAAAUAAAUGUUAAUACUGUGCAAAUAACGAGAAAUAUAAAAAUAAAUGUUUCACACCCAGUUUAAAUUGUUUGGACGAACUUUGGAAUAGCUCUUACUUGCCAAACUUUUGUUUAAACCAAGUAUUUCACGUCUUGUCGUCUGUCUCCUUCCAUCGUUGUUGGGACUGGUGGGAUGAUGGGUGUUAAGGGGGUUUGAAAUGUGCACUAAGUGUGUUAAUGAUCUAUUUACCACAGCGUUUAUCCGCCUUGCUCUGCAUAUAUCACAACAGGGAUAUCUGCCCUUUUGUAUAAUACGUAGAAUAAACAAUCGUUCUUAUUUUACUCAAUAGGUGCAAGAAUUGGCAAUCUUUUGGAAGAUAUUUUUUAAAAAUUGUCACUCGUAGAAUAAUCAUUGCCUUUGUACAUAUGGAGUUUGCAUUUGUACCCACGUUAGAUAUGUAGGAUAUGUAAUUGUUAUGUAUAUAUUAUAACCUCCCUGUUCUCUCAGGGAGCCUGGCAUUGUAACUUCUGUGACUUUACACCACCUGAAUGUUCAGUAUACAGUACUGUGCUUACAAAAAUAAUUAAAAACACCACGACUCUUAAA
This is a messenger RNA of Petromyzon marinus (sea lamprey), 4630 nucleotides long. Its product is annotated as KAT8 regulatory NSL complex subunit 1-like. NCBI's taxonomy places the organism in Eukaryota, Metazoa, Chordata, Hyperoartia, Petromyzontiformes, Petromyzontidae. Gene Ontology annotation, molecular function: histone acetyltransferase binding. Gene Ontology annotation, cellular component: NSL complex. The record is from RefSeq and is a predicted model, not a curated record.